Molecule: messenger RNA, 1737 nt
Organism: Mercenaria mercenaria
Lineage: Eukaryota; Metazoa; Mollusca; Bivalvia; Venerida; Veneridae
Product: L-xylulose reductase-like
Exons: 7
Coding region: 828-1568 (246 amino acids)
Biological process (GO): xylulose metabolic process; glucose metabolic process
Molecular function (GO): L-xylulose reductase (NADPH) activity; carbonyl reductase (NADPH) activity
Source: RefSeq, a predicted model, not a curated record
AUUUUGAUAUUGAUAACAUAAUACAUGCAGCAAGGACUCCAGUGCCAUUUCCUACUUGUAUUAAAUCAAUCCAAAAGCUCGUUUAAAUUUAACUCAUACAAACAAACCGAUUGCAGUUUGACAAUUAUCUGUAUUUUCAAAGAGGGGCCUAUACUAUUGGCUGAUUUAUUUAACACCAUAAAUGACACACUUUAACAUUGGAAGUACAAAACAGCAUUGUAACUAGGACGUCCCCGCCACAGCCAUAUUACCCCGAUACUGAAGUUUCCUUGGCUACGCUUGUAACACACAGACUCACUCCUACAAUUAAGGACAUGCCGGAGUUAUACACACCGAAUAGGAGCAAAUGGCUCAAACCAUCAAGUUUGGCAGCUUUAGUUUUGCAUAUACUACUCCUCUAGAAGAUGGAACGCUCUCCCCAUCAAGAUAGGUGAUGCCAGCGCAUUCACUUAUUACCAUCCCUGUACACAAUAACCCAAUUCAAACUACGACUCUUUCGAAACUGACCAAGAAAUCUUUUAUCAUUACGCUGAAGCUACGAUUUUUUUCUGGUACAAGACUUGAAGGUCCCUUUUCCCUUCUUCUUACAAUGUAAUAUUUGAUAUUGCUGUGUAUAAAACGAGAUAGAACGUAGACUUUUGUGGUGAUGUUUAAAUCUAUGUCAUUCCGUUUGUAAACUAAGUUCAAUGUUUACAUUUUAUAUGCUAUGACCUCGUUGCACAUUUAUCUGCAAUCAUAUCAGAUAGCACAACACGGUCCUGACCUACAAAAUGUAAUUCAAUGUUUCUUUGCAAAAAGAAUCAAAUAAUAUUUCAUCUGGCAAAAUAAUGGAUCCCUAUUUUCAAGGAAAACGUGUCAUUGUUACGGGAGCGGGCAAAGGGAUUGGAAGGCUACUGUGCAUAAAGCUGGCAAAAUCAGGAGCUAAAGUAAUAGCAAUAAGUAGAACUACGGAGGAUUUAGACAACUUGAAACUUGAGGAUUCAUCAAUAGAAAUCCAUACUCAAGACAUAAGUGAAUGGAGCAGUACAAGAAAACUGAUAGAGGAUAUUGGUCUAGUGGAUAUGCUGGUAAAUAAUGCCGCAGUAGAUAGGAAGAAACCAUAUCUUGAAAUUAAAGAGGAAGACUUUGAUUAUAUAUACAACACGAACGUAAAGGCUGCAUUUAAUAUAUCUCAGGCUGUUGUUAAAUGUAUGGUCGAGAAACAAACGGGUGGUGCAAUUGUGAACGUGUCUAGUAUCGCAGGAAUCAAUGCGGUACAUUCUAUUGGGACAUACGGUUGUACAAAAGCAGCAUUAGAUAUGAUGACAAAAACAAUGGCAUUGGAAUUUGGCCCUCAUCAGAUCAGAGUUAACAGUGUGAACCCAACGGUAGUGAUGACGAAAAUGGGAAAGGCGGCCUGGUCAGCUCCAGGGGUUGCUGAUACUAUUUUGAAAAGAAUACCUAACGGACGUUUUGCAGAGGAGAUUGAUGUAGUCGACGCCAUUGUGUUUCUUCUCAGUGAUAAAGCAUCAAUGAUUAAUGGCAUUCAUAUGCCGGUUGAUGGUGGACACCUUUUACAGUUUUUCUAGUCCUACAAAUCCUGAGCUGUACUUUAUCCAACCUUAUCUUAUUAUAGAUGUUUGCACAACUGUAGUUUGUGAAAAAACACCUUUUUAACUAUUCUGAUGUUCUGUUUUGUAUAUCAUAUUAAUUCUGUGAAGUGUUUAUGGGCAAUGAAAUAUUCAUAAUGUUUAAGAA